AUGGGCGGCAAUUGUUUUUUACUGCUGAAUAUAUUGACCAUAUGAUGAAUAGGAUGUAAAUAUUUUCUUUUCUCUUUUUGUGUCUGUUUUGUUAUGAACAAAGAUCAUUUGUGAAAUUAAAAAAGGAACUCCUUAAACAAACAAGUUUUAUUUGUUUGUACAAACUCUUGCUCCUCCUCCUUGUCGAUCACAAAACCGGAAAUUGAAACUGAAACGAGCGAAACAGAAACUUAAAAUCAUUAACCGACAUUUUAACCGUUGCCGUAUUCAGCUUUAUUUUUUACCAAUCGUUAUGAGUUCACUCCAUAUCAGUCUCCUCCACUCCCCGCUGGGAAGCUCCGUGACCUGGUGUGCGGACCCUCCUCUGCUCUCUGUCCGCCAGCGAACGGGGUCAGUAUCCCAGAGCAGGUCCGGCACCGAUCGGUUGAGCGUCGGACCCAAGAAUCGUCAACCCCGGGUUAUGUCCCUUCUCAGUCUCCGGAUAUUUUCACUCGUUCGCCUUUUCUCGCUUCUGCUCCAGCCUGGUGUGAUCGGUGCCGAAGCUGAAAGGGAAGAAGUGGUUGGUGUCCUUGGUUCAUCAGUUUUACUGGAUCCUGAAAUCACCGUUGAUUCCAGCAAGAAUGAUAUCCUUUGGACUUUCAAAGCCAGCAACAAAAGUGAUGAUAUGAUUUUGGAUCACAUCCCAGGCGUCGCCACAUGGGAACCAAGUGAGCAGUUCAAGGACCGUUUACAAUUCAACGCUUUGAGUGGUGCACUGACGAUAAGCAGAUUAAAUGCCAGUGACCAAGGAGAUUACACCUUCUCUGUUGAUGGGAAAGAGUUGAAAAUAAUGGAGUUGCUCGUCAUUGAUAAAGUUAAAGAAGAGGUUGGUCUCCUUGGCUCAUCAGUUUUGCUGGAUCCUGAACUCAAAGUUGAUCCCAGCAAGAGUGAAAUACUUUGGACCUUCAUCAGCAGGAACAUUUUGCAUCAUGUCCCAGGUCACAGCUUAGUGGAACUGAGUGACCAGUUCAAGUUUCGUCUGCACUUUGAUACUUCUAAUGGUGCUCUGACUGUGAAUGGAGCAGAAGAUGGUGACCAAGGAGAUUACACCUUCAUUGUGGAUGGAGAAGAGCUGAGAAUAAUACAACUGCGCCUCUUUGAUAAAGAUAAAGAAGAGGUUGGUCUCCUUGGCUCAUCGGUUUUACUGGAUCCUGAACUCAAAGUUGAUCCCAGCAAGAGUGAAAUAGUUUGGAUGUUCACCAGUAGGAGCAUUUUGCAUCAUGCCCCAGGUCACAGCUUAGUGGAACUGAGUGACCAGUUCAAGUUUCGUCUGCACUUUGAUACUUCUAAUGGUGCUCUGACUGUGAAUGGAGCAGAAGAUGGUGACCAAGGAGAUUACACCUUCAUUGUGGAUGGACAAGAGCUGAGAAUAAUACAGCUAAGCCUCUUUGAUGAGCUGUCAGAAGGUUCCAUAUUGCCCAACAUCGAAUCACUGGGUUUCACGGUCGAGCUCACCUGUGAUGUCACUGGAGAUUCGAAUGUGUAUCAGUGGCAAAAGAAUGGAGGGGAUAUCUCCCAGCGUCACCAACUAACAGAUGAAAACAGAACACUUGUUAUCCCAAGCGCUUCAUCUGAAGACUGUGGAGUGUACACCUGUAUCACAACCAAUCCCGUCAGCUCCAUCCAGACAAACCACACCUUAAUGUUGGGAGGGCUUUCCCUCAAGGACAUUAUAAUGAUUGCUGUAUUGACAGCAGGACAGGUGAUUUCUGCACCAUCUCUUCAUUCAGCAAUAUUGCCGGACCAGUGGAGGUGGAAAACCCUCAGAGGACGUCUGGGAUACAGAUUUUAUUUUCUAAGCCUGUGGAUCUGUAAUACUUUGUCACUUACCACCAUGUACAUUGUGUUAGUGUAUUGGUCUGUGGUUGCAGGCUUUUCACCGCUGGACUUUGUAGUGAUUGCUGUGAUGAUCAUAGGAUUGCAGCUUUCUGCAUUUUAUAUCAAUGAACUUCGAUUUGUGACCGAGAUCAGGGAAUUACUGAAAGGUUCUCACGCAUUCAGAAUUUGGAGGAUAUUGAAAGCCGUCUGUGAUAUUGUCCUCAUCAAUUGUUUCAUCAUUGCCUGGAUCAUCAGCGCUACGAUAUUCGGCCUUUCCACCACGGGAAUUGUCAGUAUCGUCUUGUCAAUCGUACUGCCAAUUGCAUUCAUUUCAAUUUGGAUGUUUCGGUACAUUAAAGUGCUUUUGGGCGCAGGUUAUUCCAUCAAGGACACUAUAAUUAUUGCCUUGCAGAUGUUGCCAUUGGUGAAUGUUAUGAUUCUGUUUUACUUGAACUGCACGAAGAAGUUUCAUUUAGUGUGGGGGGGCGCCUACGCUAGUUUCUUUAACCUGAUAUUCUUACUUGGCAUUUCUGUCAGCACUGCGAUUCCAGGUUUUUACAGCAAGGACACUGUAACGUUUGCUGCAUCAAUCACAAUGGCGGUGUUGCUUCUAGUGGCUUUUAUUCCAUUUGUGAUUUUUUGGUGCACAGUUGACGAAGAUAGAUUUCAAAGAUGGAUGUCUGUCAGUAAUGUUGGUUUUCUCAUUAUCAUCGUCAUUGCUACAAUUUCCUGGAUGGUGCUUAAAGGCCUCGGACGAGAGGAUGUAGGAGUUGCCGUUACAUCGAUGGUGGGGCUGGUGUUUUCUACAGCAUAUGCUAUUAUAUUCAUGUGCUGGUCAAGGAAAGGAUCUCCAGAAGACAAGCAGUGGUGGUGGUGCCUGAAUAUUUGUAACAUUGUGGCUCUUGUCUUCAUCCUCAUUGCCCUCCUUUGCUGGAUUGUGUCUAAAGAUCAAAGCUGCAAGAUCAACAUUCCAAUCUGGAUCAUAUUGACUGUAUCAGCAAUCACAUUUGUGAUAGCAUUAUCCAGAUUCUUUCCGGUUUGCAGCAGGAACGAAGGAACUAAUGAGAACAACCAUGGUGAAACAGAACAGGAUCAUGGAGAAGUGCAGGAAUUACAAACUCUCAGCCCAGGUCAUGAAGCCGAACCUGAAAAUCAUCCAGUCAGUUAAAAGGGACACGACAGCCUUCAGUUCCAGAGGUGACUGUGAGGGCAGGUUCUGUGUCCCUGCUGUAGACUGGAGCCUGGAAAAUCCUUCCCUCCAACAGUGGGAACAUGGUGCUCUGCAGCUGUAACUUGUCUUACCCUGAGUGAGAACAAUACUGCACUCAUUUCAGCUCUCAGCUUCCAGUGAGAAAUUCAAUCCUUGAUAAUCUGGCAGGAUUCUCAUUGGCACCGGAAGCAUUUUAAGGAACCAUGAAAGAGGAGCCCAGAGGGGCUCGGGCCACAAGACCUUAUGGGUUUGUCUCUGAUUUAGAUCACUGGAAGGUGCAAUAACUACAUAAUAUGUGCUUCAGAAGACAGUCCUGACUGCAAUCUGGGACAUCAAAUGCAGGCUCCCACUCACAGUUCAACUGCUUUGCCUGAUGAAGACAACCACAAUCAGGUUUAUUGUCACGGUGUUAUGAGAUGAAAUUUGUUGUUUUGUGACAAGAUCACUGCCUCUCAGAUUCCUCGCCUUGGGAUCAUUCAUUGCUGAUCUCUACCACAUCUCACACUUUACUCCUUGCUGCUGCCUGGCUGUAGCCCUGGAGGGUCACCAAGGCCCCCUUGUACAACAAGCUCCUCUUGUGGUUAAUGUUCCCCACCAGGAUGACAAGGUCUCUCUGAGUCCCUCUCCUUUCCCAUCAUUUCCAAUCUGUUUGUGAAGCAGUAACACUUCCUAUUACUUGUAUUUGUUUGUGCCAUCGAGGCUGACUUCCCCUGUCGUAGCAGAGAGGUGAAGUGCUGGCAGCUGAGAGAGAUCAAACAGAACAUCCCAAUGUCACCAUUUUCACUCCCGGCCAUGGCAUUGCUCUUCCAUCACGUCGGUGUUACAGGAGUUACCCUUUGUACCCUCACAGUGGUCAGUUGGAACUGGAGUUCCUCUGUUCACCCGUUUACUGGAAUCUGUGCAAUGAAAUCACCCGGCUACAGUUUCAGGACAAUAAUCCCCAUUCAUACACGGAUCGUUAACCCUGAGUAUAAUAAUGAGGCCGGCAUCAUCCAACUCGGAGUGACGCAUCAGUGAUGAGCAUUUUCUUCAUCAAUCCACAAACAUCGAACUAUUACUCCUGGGCCAUCCUGAGAAGGGUCACAGAGUCACACAGCACAGAAACAGGCCCUUCGGCCCACCAAGUCCAUGCUGACCUUGUUGCCCAUCACACUGAUCCCACUUGCAAUCAUUGUGGGAUCUACGUCAAAUCUGUCAUUUUCCUGCCCAGACUGUCUGCUGUUAGUCAAACUGAGGACAGUGUGUAUACGCCAUCCCACCUUUGUGUUGUUGUAUCAGACUAAACCAGUGAAUCCAAGCCCAGAAAUCCUUUCCAUUUUGUACAAGUAUUAAAACUGCCCUGGCUGUUGCACUAAUGCUGUUAUUAGAAAUCUCAUAAAGAUUGUGAUUUCCCCAGUGCUAAUACCAGGUACAGCAUUUCCUCACAAAAUCCCUCCCAUUUCUGUACAGAGCAGUGAAACUGCAAUAAAACCCUGAGUUUGAAUGUUGUAUUGGAGGGUGAUUUUGGGAUAUUUUAAUCCUAUACUGUAUGUAUAGGUGUACAUUUGUAUUUUAAACAUAUUGCCUGAUGCCUCUUUAUGAUCAUUGCUGAUUAAAUAAACCACUUCUGUUUUGCUGUUGGUGAUAAUUCUU
Mobula hypostoma (lesser devil ray) is the source of this 4699-nucleotide messenger RNA. RefSeq lists its product as uncharacterized. The coding region runs from base 293 to 3025 and encodes 910 amino acids. The transcript has 19 exons. NCBI's taxonomy places the organism in Eukaryota, Metazoa, Chordata, Chondrichthyes, Myliobatiformes, Myliobatidae. The record is from RefSeq and is a predicted model, not a curated record.